Ictidomys tridecemlineatus (thirteen-lined ground squirrel) is the source of this 3186-nucleotide messenger RNA. Lineage: Eukaryota; Metazoa; Chordata; Mammalia; Rodentia; Sciuridae. The record is from RefSeq and is a predicted model, not a curated record.
UGGGGAGCCAGGUUGCAGUGGACGGAGCAGGCCCCGGAACUGAGGCACCAGAAGGAGCCUCGGGGUGGCCAGUGUCAGGUGAAAAGGUCUGAGAGCAGCCAGUGCCAGCCAUCUUGCUUCCCGCCCAGCUCCCCUCACUUCCUCCUCCCCCCGAGAGCCUGGGCGGCAGGCUGGCAGGGGCCGGGGUCUCUCAGUUCCUCACGCUUGCUGCGGUACAGGAGGCUCACGGCAUGGAUGGUGGGCUGCACAGGGUCACCGUGUCCUUCUGAGUUCGCUGGGCACAUGGUGGGGAGUGAGGGACGGCUUGGCCCUGCCCCCAAGGGGCACAUUGAGAUCGGGUGGCCAAGGUGCCAGCCCCCUGGACCAGGGGAUCGUAUUCCAGGUAGAGGGACGCCCUGCAGCAAAGGCCCUGAGGUGGGGACGAGCGGGGACAGCUGUGACGUGGGGGUAAACUGAGGUGCCAGCCAGAGCAGGGCAGGAGGGAGCACAGCUUUGCUGGGGCUGUGGGAAGAGGCGCGGCUGGGCCUGCGGACAGCGGAGGCUCCGGAGGAUCAGGGCCAAGAGCUUUCUGUGGGGCGGGGCCUUUGCUCCUGGCGCACCUGCACAGGAGCUCCUGGACUAGGGUCCUCGGCGCCAUGGCAGCAGAGGGUCUCUGGGGGCUUGCCAUGAGACUGUAAUGGCAGCGUGGGGCUCCCCUCAAGGGCCCAGAGCCCCUUCAGGGACAGGCAGCAGCGCAGACCCUGGGACCUCGAGCGUGGGUGGUCAGCCGCCUCGGGCCCAGCAGCACGGAGGCCCUUGCUCACCCUGCAUUCCCACACCUAGAACAUGGAGAAGGCACCUGUGCCGUCCGUGACGCUCAUCGUGGGCUGUGGCGUGUCGUCCCUCACCCUGCUCCUGCUGGUCAUCAUCUACGUGUCCGUGUGGAGGUAUAUCCGCUCAGAGCGCUCAGUCAUCCUCAUCAACUUCUGCCUGUCCAUCAUCUCUUCCAAUGCCCUCAUCCUCAUUGGGCAGACUCAGACCCGCAACAAGGUGGUGUGCACGCUGGUCGCGGCCUUCCUGCACUUCUUCUUCCUCUCCUCCUUCUGCUGGGUGCUCACCGAGGCCUGGCAGUCCUACAUGGCGGUCACCGGCCGCCUGCGGAACCGGCUCAUCCGCAAGCGCUUCCUCUGCCUGGGCUGGGGGCUCCCUGCGCUGGUGGUGGCCAUUUCUGUGGGAUUCACCAAGGCCAGAGGGUACAGCACCAUGAACUACUGCUGGCUCUCCCUGGAGGGGGGACUUCUGUACGCCUUCGUGGGACCAGCUGCUGCCGUUGUGCUGGUGAACAUGGUGAUCGGGAUCCUGGUGUUCAACAAACUCGUGUCCAAAGAUGGCAUCACCGACAAGAAGCUGAAGGAGCGGGCAGGGGCCUCCCUGUGGAGCUCCUGCGUGGUGCUGCCGCUGCUGGCGCUGACCUGGAUGUCGGCUGUGCUGGCCGUCACGGACCGCCGCUCCGCCCUCUUCCAGAUCCUCUUCGCGGUCUUCGACUCGCUGGAGGGCUUUGUCAUUGUGAUGGUGCACUGCAUCCUGCGCCGAGAGGUCCAGGACGCCGUGAAGUGCCGCGUGGUGGAUCGCCAGGAGGAGGGCAACGGGGACUCGGGGGGCUCCUUCCAGAACGGCCAUGCCCAGCUCAUGACUGACUUUGAGAAGGAUGUGGAUCUGGCCUGUAGAUCAGUGCUGAACAAGGACAUCGCGGCCUGCCGCACGGCCACCAUCACAGGCACGCUCAAGCGGCCAUCACUGCCUGAGGAGGAGAAGCUAAAGCUGGCCCAUGCCAAGGGGCCACCGUCCACCUUCAACAGCCUGCCGGCCAACGUGUCUAAGCUGCAUCUGCAUGGCUCGCCCCGCUACCCUGGUGGGCCCCUGCCCGACUUCCCCAACCACUCACUGACCCUCAAGAAGGACAAAGCACCCAAGUCUUCCUUCGUUGGCGAUGGGGACAUCUUUAAGAAGCUGGACUCAGAGCUGAGCCGGGCCCAGGAGAAGGCUCUGGACACGAGCUACGUGAUCCUGCCCACGGCCACGGCCACGCUGCGGCCCAAGCCGAAGGAGGAGCCCAAGUACAGCAUCAACAUCGACCAGAUGCCCCAGACGCGCCUCAUACACCUGAGCAUGGCGCCCGAGGCCGGCUUCCCCACCCGCAGGGACACGGGGGAGCCCUCCGCCCACCCAGGACCAAGCUCGGGGACUGUCACCAAGAACGAAAACGUCACCACCUUGUCUGUGAGCUCCUUGGAGCGGCGAAAAUCGCGGUAUGCAGAACUGGACUUUGAGAAGAUCAUGCACACGCGGAAGCGGCACCAGGACAUGUUCCAGGACCUGAACCGGAAGCUGCAGCACGCGGCCGAGAAGGACAAGGAGGCGCUGGGCCCCGACAGCAAGCCAGAAAAGCAGCAGACGCCCAACAAGCGGCCCUGGGAGAGCCUCCGGAAGGCCCACGGGACGCCGGCCUGGGUGAAGAAGGAGCUGGAGCCACUGCCGCCGUCGCCCCUGGAGCUGCGGAGCGUGGAGUGGGAGAAGGCCGGAGCCACCAUCCCGCUGGUGGGCCAGGACAUCAUCGACCUCCAGACGGAGGUCUGAGUGGGCGGGCGGCGGCCCGCACUGGGCCAGGAGGAGGGAUCUGCUCUGCCCGCUCCGGCCACAGGACGGGCACAGGCACGCUCGCGCGCAGGCCAGGCCUGCACCCCGGCCUCAGGGCACAGACGGCCAGGCAGAGGGCCGGCGCUGGGACCAGAGCCAGACGCAGGACAGGAGGUGGCGCAGCCCGGCAGGCACAGGGCUCCAGAGGCCCAGAGGUGCCUCAGACUCUGCCCUUCUAGGGCGAGCCCCAGCGGGCGGGGGGCUGUGGACAGCGGACAGGCCUGGAUGGGCAGUGUCCCCAGGAUGCCCACCUGAGACUCCGCUGCAGAGGACCAGCCCGUGUGGCCCGCUGGCCUGGCUCCAUUUUUUAGACACCCCCCACCCCUCGGGAAGCAGCCAGACCCCCACUCCCUUCCAGGGCCCUGGGCCCCUCUCAGACCCAGGCAGAGAGCACAGCCCGGACCCGAGGCCCCCAGGGGCAGGACUAAGCCCACUUUGGGAAGACACAGGGUGGGGAAUCUAUUUUUUCUCUCCUUUUCUUUUCUUCAAUAAAAAGAAUUAAAAACCCAA